AUCAAAGCAAAUUCGUGGUGUUUGACGACUGGUUGGUUUCUUCCCCAACGAGAGCGCCUCUCUCGGAAUUCUUGAGAACUGGGCGAUCUCGUCCUGCUCUUUGCAAUUCGAAGCGCUGUGCUGUGAUUCGGAACCGGAAGGAGAAGAAUCCGCAGUUGCUCCCUUUCUCUCCUCCCGCAAACAUGGAUCCAACCACUUCUUGGGAUUCCCUUCGGAAACAGGCAAGGAAGCUUGAGGCGCAAUUGGAUGAACAGAUGUAUUUGUAUCGUAAAUUAGUCUCCACAAAAGUCGAUGAUUGUGCAGAUAAAGAUCUUGAAUCCGAGAUAGAUAAACUACUCCAACAACUUCAGCAAGUUAAUUUGCAAAUGCAAGCUUGGGUGUCAUCGGGUGGCUCAGAAAUAUUUUCUCAUACAUUGACUCGCCAUCAAGAAAUUCUUCUAGAUCUUAAGCAGGAAUUUAAUCGUCUUUGCACUAUCCUCCAAGCUAAGAAAGAGCAUGCUUCAUUGCUUGAAGAUUUCAGGGAGUUUGAUAGGGGGGGAUUAGAUUUGGAAGAUGGUGGUGGAUCUUAUGACCAAGCCCUCCUUAGGGAACAAGCUUCCGUCAGCAGAAGUACAGGGCAGAUGGAUUCUGUGAUUUCUCAAGCCCAAGAGACCAUUAGGACACUUGUUUUUCAACGGAACACAUUUGGAGGCAUCAAUUCGAAGCUUAGCAACGUGAGCAGCCGGCUUCCGACGGUCAAUCAUAUCCUGUCGGCAAUAAAGAAGAAAAAGUCAAUGGAUACCAUUAUCCUUUCCUUAGUUGCUUCCGUCUGCACAUUUCUCAUUCUGAUUUAUUGGUUGACUAAGUAGGCACUCGUCUUCCUCCGGUGGAGCCUCAACGACAGAUCUCCAUCCACUUCUAUUUGUAAAUACCUGUUGGUUUGUCAAUAAAUUUUGUAUUCUUUAUUUGUACCAUGGUAUGUGAGAUGGCAUUGUGCAGCUUGUUGGUUCGGGAUAAACCUCGUCCAUGGCAUCUGGUUGGUAAAUUGUACAGUCUAAAAUUUGUGUCAUCAAACCUUCACGGCGUUCUAAUCUUGUCUUCCGUCAUACAUAUAUCGCAGAAAUUAAAUUACUGAUAACAAACCUGAAGGUCCCCUGGUUGCCACUUUUGACAGUGUCUCUAUUUGAGACUCUUGAUAUGGAAUGAUGAAAAAUGGUUUUGAUUUGUGGUUAA
Diospyros lotus (date-plum) is the source of this 1212-nucleotide messenger RNA. Its product is annotated as Golgi SNAP receptor complex member 1-1-like. Gene Ontology annotation, cellular component: Golgi medial cisterna; SNARE complex; cis-Golgi network. Bases 183 to 848 code for a protein of 221 amino acids. Gene Ontology annotation, molecular function: SNAP receptor activity. The record is from RefSeq and is a predicted model, not a curated record. Gene Ontology annotation, biological process: vesicle fusion; endoplasmic reticulum to Golgi vesicle-mediated transport. NCBI's taxonomy places the organism in Eukaryota, Viridiplantae, Streptophyta, Magnoliopsida, Ericales, Ebenaceae. The transcript has 5 exons.